AUGGAUAGUCUAACAAUGACAUCUAACCAGCCAACACGAAUGUCUAUGGACAAUGCUCUAGUUGGUCCUACUGUGACUUAUAUUCAAACAACGAACAAUAAUAACAAUGUAUUAGAACAACGUCAGCAGCAAAUAAUGCAGCAACAACCGCAACGUAUCUUAACUGCAAUAAAUGGUAAUCCAACAAUAAUGGCUAAUUCUACUGUUAAAUCAGCCUCUACAAAAUCCUCAUCAUUAAAUCCUAUUAAUCCAUUAUUAGUUGGAAAUGCCUAUCAAAAAAUGCGUACAAUUACAACAACACCACCGGUUAAAACGGAACCUGAAAAUAUAAAUGAGCUGAAUCAACAACCCGCUGUAUACAUUAUGAAUAAUGAUAAUACUCAAAAUAAAUCGUCGGAUAACACAAGAACAAUAACCGUUAAUCGUCUUUUAUUUCCUGGUACUAGUACGACUUCCACAAUAACAAAUCAAACAAAUUCCAUUACGCCCAACAAUGUAAUUACCAAUGGAACCAAUGCUGUUAAUUUAGCUACGCUUGUUAAUAAUUUAACAACGUUGAAUGCAAUGGCAUUACAAAAUGCAUUGAAUGGUGGCAAUGCAAAUAAUAGUAUUGCUAAGCUACUAUCAACUCCGAUAAAUGCUGCAUUCCUAUCAGCAGCCACGAAUGCUGUUACAAAUGGAAUAAGUGUACCAGCAACAUUAGUACCUGCUGUUAAUAACUCAGUAACGUCCAAUAAUAAAGAAAAUCAAAAUACAAUACCUACCGUUCAUUUGAAUUCUAACCUUCAACAUUCACAACAUGUCACUUCUACCUCCAUUCGCACUACAACAUCAGCAGGAAAGACUGGGGUUCAUUCAUCACCAUCAUCCAAUACUUGUGCUACAAUUCCGUCAAUUGUGAACACUCCUGUAACAAUAGCAACCACACCAUCAUCGAUAACACCAACCAAUGUACCAAAUGAGUUUUUUGCUAAAACAAAAGUUCUUGUGGAGCUAUUAACAGCGCCAAAUACCCAACCACCAUCAAAAUUUGGCUCGAUGAAUAUUGAUCCACAGACUCACACACCAUAUUCUGAUGCAACACGUACACGAUCAAAAAAACGAGUGAAUCGAGUAAAACGGCCCAUGAACGCUUUUAUGGUAUUUUCUCAACUAGAACGACGAAAGAUUGUGCAACUAGCACCUGAUAUGCACAAUGCAGAAAUAAGCAAAUAUCUGGGUGCUCGCUGGAAACGUCUAUCUGAAGUUGAACGCCGUCCAUUUAUGGAAGAAGCUGAACGUUUGAAACAAUUACAUUUACAAGAAUAUCCUGACUAUAAAUAUCGUCCACGGAAAAAAGCGAAAAAAGGUCCAAAUUCACCUUCGACGACAUUGACGGUUGACACAAGUUAUCCAAAUUCAAACCACAAUAACAAUACAGAUACAGACACUUCAUCUGAAACUGAUACCCCUCAUCCGAUCAACGGAAAUAAUUUUGACCAGGAUAUUAAUGAAUUGAAUGAUGGUCAUACAGAAGAAGAGAGUAGUGAUGCAUCAUCCUUAUUAUCGAAUACAUCAUUGAUGGCUAAUUUUCUGAAUGAUCCAAAAUUAGCAAAUAGUUUCUUAAUGAAUUUUGACGAAUUACUUUCACAACAAUCUACAAACUCAUCGUCUUCCUCUUCUUCGUCUCAAACUGCACAAAAUACCCCUUCUUCUUCACAAAACAGUCUUCUGUCAUCAUUAAGUGGUAUGGCUGCUGAUCCAUCACUAUUAGCGGCCUUAGAAUCAUUUGACUUUGCUACCCAAGCUGAAUUUCUUAAUCAAUUAAAUUUACUUGGUGACUAUAAACUAUUUGAUUUAGAUUUAACGCCAGAUAAUUCAUUGUAA
This is a messenger RNA of Didymodactylos carnosus, 1866 nucleotides long. The record is from the annotation of a GenBank genome assembly. Lineage: Eukaryota; Metazoa; Rotifera; Eurotatoria; Philodinida; Philodinidae.